Messenger RNA from Pocillopora damicornis (cauliflower coral), 3082 nucleotides. RefSeq names its product glycogen phosphorylase, muscle form. Gene Ontology annotation, molecular function: glycogen phosphorylase activity; pyridoxal phosphate binding. Gene Ontology annotation, biological process: glycogen catabolic process. The record is from RefSeq and is a predicted model, not a curated record. Lineage: Eukaryota; Metazoa; Cnidaria; Anthozoa; Scleractinia; Pocilloporidae. Gene Ontology annotation, cellular component: cytoplasm.
AUGGGUGAGAAACCGUUGACGGAUGCUGAACGGAAGAGGCAAAUCUCUCUUCGACGGCUCCCGAUCGUAGAAGGUGUGAACAGUCUAAAAGAAGCUUUUAAUCGCCAUUUGCACUACUCGCUCGUCAAGGACAGAAACGUAGCAACGAAACGCGACUACUUCGCUUCUUUGGCGCACACAGUGAAGGACAAAUUGGUUGGAAAGUGGAUUCGAACACAGCAAGCUUAUUACGAGAAAGAUCCCAAGCGUGUAUAUUAUCUUUCACUGGAGUAUUACAUGGGCCGCGCGCUGACAAACACUAUGAUCAAUCUAGGAAUUCAAGGAGAAUGUGAUGAAGCCAUGUACCAGCUUGGCCUUGAGAUGGAAGAGUUAGAGGAAGUUGAGGAAGAUGCUGGUCUUGGAAAUGGAGGUCUUGGAAGAUUGGCAGCAUGCUUCUUGGAUUCACUGGCUACCUUGGGUUAUGCUGCAUAUGGCUAUGGAAUCAGAUAUGAAUAUGGAAUAUUCAAACAAGCUAUUGACAGUCAUGGAAAUCAGAUUGAGUUGCCAGAUGACUGGCUGAAAUUUGGAUGUCCUUGGGAAAAGGCUAGACCAGAGUACAUGAUCCCUGUUCAUUUUUAUGGAAGAGUUGAGUCAGACGUAACUGGCAAAACAAAGCGCUGGGUUGAUACAAGUACAGUGUAUGCUAUGCCUUAUGAUCAACCCAUCCCUGGCUAUGGCAACAACACUUGUAACACCAUGAGACUGUGGGCAGCUAAAUCUCCAAAGAGUUUUGAUCUUUCAUACUUUAAUGAUGGAGAUUACAUAAAAGCUGUACUGGACAGAAAUGUGGCAGAGAAUAUUUCAAGAGUUCUAUACCCAAAUGAUAAUUUUUUUGAGGGGAAGGAGCUACGCUUGAAGCAACAGUACUUUAUGGUUUCUGCCACACUCACUGACAUUGUUAGAAGAUACAAAGCCCCAAAAUUUGGUUCCAGAGAAGCUGUUCGCACAACUUUUGAGGAUUUUCCAGACAAGGUUGCUAUUCAGCUGAAUGACACUCAUCCUUCUCUAGCCAUUCCAGAACUCAUGAGAGUAUUCCUGGACAUUGAGAAACUCAGCUGGGAUAAGGCGUGGGAUAUUUGUGUGAAGACUUUUAGUUACACCAAUCACACGGUUCUUCCUGAAGCAUUAGAAAGAUGGCCAGUACACAUGUUGGAAUACAUUCUGCCCCGCCAUCUGGAGAUCAUCUAUGAAAUAAAUGCUCUCUUCCUAAAGAAAGUAACAGAGAAGUGGCCAGGAGACCUGGAGAAAAUGCGACGAAUGUCUUUGGUGGAAGAAGGACCUGAAAAACGCAUUAACAUGUCACACUUGUGCAUUGUUGGUUCACAUGCAAUCAAUGGAGUAGCCGCUCUUCACUCUGAACUUCUCAAAAUCUCUGUGUUUAAAGACUUCUAUGAGAUGUUUCCAGAGAAGUUUCAAAACAAGACCAAUGGCGUGACACCUCGACGAUGGCUUCUUCUUUGCAACCCUGGGUUGUCAGAUCUUAUCUGCGAGAAAAUUGGUGAAGGAUGGAUCACUGAUCUUUCUCAGCUCAGAAAGUUAGAGAAGUAUGUCAAUGACAGAAACUUCAAACAUGCUAUCAUGAGGAGCAAACAGGAGAACAAGAUCAGACUUACAGAUUACAUCAAGAGAGAGUAUGGCAUUGACGUCAAUGUGAACUCCAUUUUUGACGUGCAAGUAAAACGGAUUCACGAGUACAAGAGACAGCUUAUGAACUGUCUUCAUGUUAUAAUUAUGUACAACCGACUUAAGGCAAAUCCAGGCAUGGAGUUUGUUCCACGCACUGUCAUGAUUGGAGGAAAGGCAGCUCCAGGCUACUACAUGGCCAAACUGAUCAUUAAACUCUUCAACAGCAUUGCCAAAGUGGUGAACAAUGAUCCAAUCAUUGGGGACAAACUCAAACUUGUGUUUCUUGAAAAUUACCGAGUCUCACUUGCUGAGAAGGUUAUCCCAGCAGCUGACCUCUCUGAACAGAUAUCCUUGGCGGGGACUGAAGCAUCUGGGACAGGAAACAUGAAAUUCAUGAUGAAUGGUGCGCUGACCAUUGGUACGCUUGAUGGAGCCAAUGUGGAGAUGAGGGAGGAGAUGGGCAGCGAAAACAUCUUCAUCUUUGGAAUGACUGUUGACGAAGUCAAUUCCUUGAGAGCAAAAGGCUAUAAGCCAAUGGAUUAUUACGACAACAACACUGAACUCAGGAAAGCCAUCAAUCAGAUCAGAGACAAUCACUUUUCACCGACUGAACCUGGUGCUUUCCAGGAUAUUGUCAAUUCUCUCCUGCAUCAUGAUAGGUUCCUUCUGAUGGGAGAUUUUGAUGCGUACGUGAAAUGUCAAGAACGGGUCAGCGAAGUAUUCCAGGAUCCUGACCACUGGCACAGCAUGGCAAUCAUGAAUAUUGCAUCUUCUGGUAAAUUUUCAAGUGACAGGACCAUCAAGCAGUAUGCAGAUGAAAUCUGGGGUGUGAAACCUUUAAGCACUAGUGAAGUGAAGACCGUCAGAGGGAAAUAAGCUGCCAUUUUGCCAGUUUAAAGAAAAUUGGUGCCUCAGCAAGGGUUUUGCAAUGAAUUCCUAGGCCUGAAUCUUUAAAUAAACGGUUAUAUUUAGUGCUAUAUAUGGCAAAUUUAGUGAAUGACACUUGCUUACAUGUAUGUGUUGCUUGCUCUAAGGCUCUAAAUUUCAAACAUUAAUAGGUUUAAGCUAUGGUAAAAUUGUUGAGCUAUUUGCUGCAGUUUAAGUUAGAUGUAACAUAAAGUAACACAGAGCAAUUACUAACCACUAGAGGGAAAGUAGGUCUUUAUUUGGUCAAGAAUUCUUGAGGUUCAGUUUACAGCAUUGUACAACGGGUAAGAGAAACGAGUCAAAAGUUGCAGUAAGAGUCAAAUAGUGUAAAGAGCUCAAAUGAGAUUAAACAUCUCCAAGUGUAGUUUUCAAGAGUUAGAAAAUACAUAAGAUAAUACUAACCUAGGUAAGUUGAAUUCUUGAUAAGAUCCAAUUGAAAUGAUUGGAUUGAUGAUCUUACAAUGGAAUAAAUGCGUUUUUGUUAAGCUUG